UCAGUGCCAGCCGAUCGGUCGGUAGAAAAAAAGAAGCGCGUCGCGAGCCGAAAAAAUCGAACAUACAGAAAGUGCCAGUGUGCCAGUGCAUAGACUGUAAAGAAAAACAAAAAUGAAAGCUUUCAUUAUCGCCGGGGUGUGUGUGUUGAGCGUGCUGAGUCUGGGAUCUGCUCAGUUUCAGAACGGACGCCUGGAACCACCAAACCCGCAACUCUGUGCCCAGCGUGUCAUUCACGAGAAGACUCCCGACGGCAAGGGUUACUUCUUCUCGUGGCGCGAUCCUCAGCUGAAGGGCGUGGAGGAGGAUUGGCUGACGGCCAGGAACUAUUGCCGCAGGCGGUGCAUGGACUCCGUUUCCCUGGAGACCAGCCUGGAGAAUGAGUGGAUCAAGCAGUUCGUCGUGCGCGAGAAUGUGAAAUACAUCUGGACCAGCGGCCGCGUGUGCGACUUCAAGGGCUGCGACCGCCCCGACCUGCAGCCCACGAACAUUAACGGCUGGUUCUGGACCGCCACCCUGCAGAAACUGGCCCCCACCACGGAGCGCUCCCAGGGCGACUGGUCGCCCACCGGCGGAAUCGGCCUGCCCCAGCCGGAUAACCGCGAGUUCAAGCAGAACGGUGCGGUGGAGAGCUGUGUGGCCCUGCUGAACCAGUUCUACAACGACGGAGUCAACUGGCACGACGUUGCCUGCCAUCACAAGAAAUCGUUUGUUUGCGAGGAGAACGACGCCCUGCUGAAGUACGUGCGCUACACGAACCCCAAUCUGCGCAUCUAAGUGGAUUGGGAUGAGGAUGAGGAUGAGGACGAGGGCUGGCGGAAGGACCAGCGACUCGCCAACUAAAACCAAAAAUGAUAUUCUCUUAAACGACAGCGGUGAACGAUGAUCGAAGUUUGCUAGCUGCCCUCCGAUUGUCUAUAAAAGCGAACAGUUUUCUGGCUAAAUUGCUGCAUGACAUAUGAUCCUUUUCCUGGUAACAACCUUCAAAUUCUCUGUGCUCUAUUCUGUCUCAUCAACUAGUUUAAUUUUUAAUUUUGUAUUAAUUUAUGAUUUCUUUAAUUAUAAUAAAACAUUCGAAACGACUUUCAAAAGAAA
This is a messenger RNA of Drosophila rhopaloa, 1093 nucleotides long. RefSeq lists its product as uncharacterized. NCBI's taxonomy places the organism in Eukaryota, Metazoa, Arthropoda, Insecta, Diptera, Drosophilidae. The record is from RefSeq and is a predicted model, not a curated record. The transcript has 3 exons. Bases 113 to 775 code for a protein of 220 amino acids.